CUCGGUGCAGCUCAGACUAGGUUCCAUGCCCGCGUGUCUUUUCGUCACAACGGCCCAGGAGCCCCCCCGCACACGAUGCCGCCGCAGACGCCCGCCGCCGCCACCGAGAAGGCCCUGUCCUGGCUGAGCCCCGACUUCAUGUCGGCGGUGGUGGGCGCCCCGGUGCGCCAGGUCGACGCCAACGCCCUCGGUUCGGGGGACAACUUCGCCAGCGCCAUGGUCCGCGUCAGGGUGACGACCGACGGCGGCGAGGACAAGCGCCUCAUCGUCAAGCAACUGCCGACGGCCCGCGUGGAGGACUUCUUCCCCAUCGAGAAGGCCUUCAACCAGGAGGGCCACGUGUACGCCGACAUCCUGCCGCGCAUGCAGGGGCUGCUGGACGCCAUCGGCAAGGGCAGCCCGCCGCUGGCGCCCAGGAUGCUGCACCGAGCGGUCGACCCCGACCCACUGCUCAUCUUCGAGGACGUCUCCGUGGAGGGCUUCCGCAUGGCGCCCCGAGACCAGGGCCUCGACGAGGAUCACCUGCGUCUGGUGCUGCGCAGCCUGGCGCGCUGGCACGCGGCCGGCGCCGUGGUGCUGGACGAGCGGCCCGAGCUGUUCGAGGACACGCUGCGCAUGGUGUGCGCGGAGCACGCCCUCCUCAUCGACGGCAUGAUGGUCAGUAUACCCUUGCCCAACGUCCGUGCCGCCCGAGCCCGAGGGGUCCUAACCAAUGUAGUGCACCCCCCAAAAAAACAAUUCAGGAAAAAAAUAAGAAAAAAUAUCAAGGCAAAAUAAAUAAAAGU
This is a messenger RNA of Frankliniella occidentalis (western flower thrips), 785 nucleotides long. RefSeq lists its product as uncharacterized. NCBI's taxonomy places the organism in Eukaryota, Metazoa, Arthropoda, Insecta, Thysanoptera, Thripidae. The record is from RefSeq and is a predicted model, not a curated record. The coding region runs from base 76 to 777 and encodes 233 amino acids. The transcript is spliced from 3 exons.